Molecule: messenger RNA, 456 nt
Organism: Spinacia oleracea (spinach)
Lineage: Eukaryota; Viridiplantae; Streptophyta; Magnoliopsida; Caryophyllales; Amaranthaceae
Exons: 3
Coding region: 1-456 (151 amino acids)
Molecular function (GO): zinc ion binding
Source: RefSeq, a predicted model, not a curated record
AUGCAUGUAUUCUCAUUGUUGGAAGCAAUCAGAAAGUGGUGUAUGGAGAGGGUUGGGGCAAGAUUUGACAUGGCAAUUGAUAUGGAGGAUGGUCAGUUGACUGAGAGAAAGAGGUUAUCAACUAGAAGAUGUGGGUGUGGGAAGUGGCAAAUUUCUGGAAUCCCCUGCAAGCAUGCACUCAGGGUGAUUUAUGACCAAAGCCUGAACCCCAUUGAUUUUGUCUCUCCAUUCUUCAAGUCUGCUGCAUACAAGCUUACAUAUGCAGACCACAUUCACCCCAAGUCAGACCCAACACAGUGGCCUAACUUUUCUCUCCCUACCAUUCAGCCUCCAGUCAUCAAAAGACAAGUUGGCAGACCUGCUAAGAAGAGAAAGAGAGGACCAAAUGAACCCAGGAAGGGGAAGAGGAACAGAAAUGUGAAAUGUGGAAAGUGUAGGGAGUUUGGUCAUAACUGA